AUGUCGGCCUCAAGGAUCAGCUCGUCAUGGCCAUUGUUUGCUUUUAUGCUGCUCACUGUCUUGUCCUCACAGGCACGCGCCCUCCAUCUGUAUAUGGAAGGCAGGCAAGAGAAGUGUUUCUUCGAGGAAUUGCCAAAGGACACUCUCGUAGUGGGAACCUACAACGCCGACAUCCUCGACACAAACACCAACACUUGGGUUAAAGACCCAUCUCUGCAGGUGGUGAUUACGGUAGUGGAAACCUUCGACAACGACCACCGUGUGGUGAACCAACGUACUAAGAGCGACGGCCGAUUCACCUUCACCGCGGCCGAUGCCGGUCAGCACAAGAUCUGCUUCACUCCAGAUUCGCAAAACGGCGGCUGGUUGUCCAGCAAUCCCACCGUCAAACUAGGCUUGGACAUUGCUAUUGGUGCGACCAGCAAGAUUGAGACUGAGGACUCGGGCAAGAUGGCGGAUAUUGUGCAGAGAGUGAAGGAUCUCAACAGCCGUCUCGAGGACAUCCGACGUGAGCAGGUGUUCCAGCGGGAGCGCGAAGCCGAGUUCCGUGACCAGUCCGAAGCCACCAACUCUCGUGUUGUGCGUUGGACAUUGAUGCAAUUGGCCGUUCUUUCAGUCACCUGUGCAUGGCAAUUGUCGCAUCUCCGUUCUUUCUUCAUCAAACAAAAGCUGACAUGA
Messenger RNA from Talaromyces proteolyticus, 678 nucleotides. RefSeq names its product putative endosomal cargo receptor. The coding region runs from base 1 to 678 and encodes 225 amino acids. The transcript has 3 exons. Gene Ontology annotation, biological process: endoplasmic reticulum to Golgi vesicle-mediated transport; intracellular protein transport; Golgi organization. NCBI's taxonomy places the organism in Eukaryota, Fungi, Ascomycota, Eurotiomycetes, Eurotiales, Trichocomaceae. The record is from RefSeq and is a predicted model, not a curated record. Gene Ontology annotation, cellular component: COPII-coated ER to Golgi transport vesicle; Golgi apparatus; endoplasmic reticulum.